AUGGGGAACGUGGGCAGCCACAGCGAGGGCGAGGAGGAGGAGGAAGAAGAGCGCGGCACCCCCGCCGCCGCCGCCUCUCCCGUCAGCGAGGGCGCCAUGGACCCCUCGGCCUCCUCCUCUGCCUCUGGCGCCGCCGCUCCGCCGGCCGCCUCCUUGCCGCCGCAGUCCUCGUCCUUCCCGCCGGCCGCCGUGUUGCUGGGCCAGGCGCGGCUGCGGGAGGAGGCGGUGGCCCGGCUGCGUGAGGCGCCCUCGGCCGAGCCGCUGCUCUCCCGCCACCACGGCGCCCUGGUGCGCUGGCUGGAAGAACGCCUGGGCCGCGGCGAGCAGGUCGUCAGCAUCGAGCAGCUCUGCGAAGCCCUCGAGAGCCGCGCCGGCCCCACCCAGGCCCCAAGCGCCGCCGCCGGCACGGGGGGAACCGGAACCACAGGGGCAGCAGCAGGGACCGCCGCCGAGGAGCGGGCGAGGAACGAAGAGGCCUUGGCUCAGUUUGAUACUGAGGGAGAUGGCACAGUGGAUGUGGAGAAUAUGCUGGAGCUUCUCAAGACCUCCAGUGGAGCCAAUCUGCAAGGAGAGCUUAGUCAUGUGAUCAGGCAGUUGCAGGCCUGUUCACUUGUCCCAGGUUUUAUAGACAUAUUUUCUGAAUCAAAGGAGCGCCGUAGCCUUCAUGCUUCCACGCUUCUGAGAUUCCUGCACCGGAACCGUAUUGCCAACUCUGUCAUCCCAUAUCCAGUCCUGGAGUACUUCAACAACAUUUGCAAUAUGCGUUCUUCUGUACUGAAGGAUUCCUUAGACCGGCUCAUCUUAAAAGAAAAGGAAUGCCCCAGUGACUUAAACGGAAACCAGGAGUUGGACAAGCUUAAAUCUGUUUCAAAGUGCUACACUCACAUAGAAACCUCCUCCAACUCAGCAGAUAUUGACAAAAUGACCAAUGGGGAAACUUCUUCCUUCUGGCAGUCUGAUGGGAGCGCCCGUUCGCACUGGAUACGCUUAAAGAUGAAGCCAGACGUCAUUCUGAGGCACCUCUCCAUUGCAGUUGCAGCAAACGACCAGAGUUACAUGCCGCAGCAAGUCACAGUAGCAGUUGGAAGGACUGCCAGCAAUCUUCAGGAGGUCCGCGAUGUUCACAUUCCAAGCAAUGUCACCGGCUACGUGACAUUGUUGGAAAACGCUAACAUUAGUCAGAUGUAUGUGCAGAUAAACAUCAAACGCUGCCUUAGCGAUGGGUGCGAUACCAGAAUUCACGGGCUCAGAGCUAUUGGCUACCAGAGAGUGAGGAAGGGCGGAGUCUCAGUCUGUGACGCUUCAGCUAUCUGGUACUGGUCACUCUUGACCUCUUUGGUGACAGCUUCCAUGGAAACAAAUCCAGCAAUUGUCCACACCAUCUUGCAAAAUACCCAGAAAGCCCUGCAGCAUAUGCCACCGCUGUCUCUUUCACCUGGUUCCACAGACUUCUCAAGUUUUUUGUCUCCUAAUGUUUUGGAAGAAGUAGACAGUUUUCUGCUGAGAAUUACCAGUUGUUGUGCUUCUCCAGAGGUAGAGCUCACCAUGUUGGCAUUUGCUCUCGCCAGAGGGAGUAUUGCUAAAGUGCUGAGCUCACUUUGCACAAUUUCUGACCAUCUGGAAACGACGUACAAAGCUGCGUCUCUCAUCACUUCCAUGGCCACAGUCAGGCAAAACCUGCUCUAUAAAUAUGGAACGCCUCUGCGGUUGACUUUGCAAGCCUGCGACGUCAAGGGAAAGGAGGACAAAUCAGGACCCGAAAACCUCCUUGUGGAGCCCUGGACGGGGGAUGGCUUCCUUACAGAGACUGGGAAGACUCGGGCAAGUGUAAUCCUUUCUACGGGGACUGAAUCGGCUUUCCAGGUCACGCAGAUUAGAAUAAAGGUGCGAAGAGGAGCGAUUGGGGCCCGAUGUGGGUUAGUGUUUGCUUAUAACUGCUCUUCAGAAAAGUUUCAUGCUGAGGAGCAUUUUAAAAGAUUUGAACGCUAUGACAAGUGGAAGCUAGAGGAUUUUCGGCAGUUUUUAAAAAUCAGGAGCGGCACUUCUCGUGAUGAACUGGGAGAGGAGGAUCCUGUUGGUUGGUUUGAAAUGGAGGAGGAAUGGGAUGAAGUGGAAAUCAAGAUGCAGCAGUGCAGAAUUUCCAAAUACCUGAUGGUGAAGUUUCUGUGCACAAGGCAAGAAAAAGCUGAGAGACUCGGAGUGCAAGGCUUGAGCCUCUUUGGGUACCUUCGGCCUGCAUCUGCCGAGCCGAACAGAAGAAUGAUUUGUAUGAAGUGCAGCAAAACAAAUGGAGAUACCGUAUGUGGAACAACUCUUCUCCUGAAGACUCUGUGUUUCAUCCAACAGCUUGCCCAGGAUUUGGUGCAGAAGAAAGAGAGUGGUCUAAGGUACAGAUCAUACCUGGAUUUUGGAGGCCUUGAUUUAAAGCUGUUUUGGGAUUUCUACAGCAGUCUUCACCAAAAUCCGCGCGAAGAGUGCAUUGAGGCCCAAACCAUGGUGCUGCAGCUUCUGCAGAGCUGCUUCUCAGUGCUCGCUGCAGACUGUAAAACCACAAAAUCUCAGGAAAACGCACCGAGCAAAAAGCCUGACAACACACAAGCGGCUGAGGCACUCUACAAGCAUCUUUGUGAAGUGGUAGACAGGAGAGAUGAUGAGUCCACACCAUUAAAAAUCUUGAAGCAAGAAGUCAACAACACGCUCCUCAACGGCGCAGCCAUCUUUUUCCCUGAGAGGCAUACCCGGCGGGAGCAGCUGUUUGCAAUGAUGAAAAACAUUACAGAGCAGGAACACAAGCCAUCUGCCCAUCUUGCUUUCAAAUCCCUCUGCACGUAUUUCAGCGAUCAGGAUCCUGGUGGACUUUUGCUCUUACCAGAGAAGGGAACUUCUACAGACCUGGAUGUUGGUCAAGUGCUGUCAGUGAUGGAUACUCUUCUGUUGGUGGCAUCCAGAGAGUGUGAAAUGCUGAUGUCGGGUAUGGCCCAGCAAGACAGCAGUUCUGUGCUCUCGUCCUUAUUCUGGUCUGUCCAAGGCAGCCUCCUUUCCUGGUGCUACUUGCAACUCAAGGGCAGCGACACAGCACCAAAGAACCUCGCCACGGAAAUCCUUUCAAAAUAUAUACAGCUGUUCCUAUCAAACAUCAGGAAAACUUUAGAACCUCUCCUGGCCCAACAUAGUGGAAAGAUCAUAGUGGAAAAAUUAAGCAACUCUGUCUUUGCUAUGGUAACUCGCCAGCUGAUGACGGUCUUGCAGGACUUCUGCACUUUAGACAUUCCACACUGCACACUGCUGCAGGAUAUCAGCACCUUGACAGAGCUACUGAACGACUUGUCAAUGGAGCCUGGAGAGAAUCCAGAUAAGGUGGACCUGGAUAGCUGGCAGCAAGAGCAACCAGUGGUGCUGCGAACAUGGACUAUGGAAUCGCCCCAUAACUACGACAACAACUGCCAUGAUGUCACAGUCUUCCUUUGUCCGGGGGCAACUUACUUUGAGGUGGAAUUUGACGAACGAUGUGAAACGGAGAGGAGGUAUGAUUAUCUGGAGUUCACUGAUGCCAGAGGAGCAAAAACGCGAUAUGAUACAAAAGUUGGCGCAGACAAGUGGCCCAGGAAAGUGACCUUUAAGGCUGGCCCACGGCUGCAGUUUCUCUUCCACUCUGAUGGAACUAACAAUGAGUGGGGCUACAAGUUCUCCGUCACAGCAUACGGCCUUCUAGACAUUGCUGUUUCUUGGGGCCUGGAUCUGCAACUUCUCGUAGCCAGGCUUAUGGGGCGCUUGGCUUCUCAGAGUAUGGUGCUAAAACCUGUACAGGGAAAUGAAACAGAACUGUCGCCUGCAAAAGUGGCAGCUGUUCUUAAUUCUCCUCUCUGGAAGCCAGUCUUCAGGCAGCAGAUGUGUCCUGAACAGACUACAGAAGCAAGUGUGCCCAGCCAAACAAAGCAAGGCAACACUGAGGGCUUCAACUCUCAUGUCAGUGACUGUCAUAAAUUUCUUCUCAACUUCGCAAAAUCAGACCCUGCCCAGGAGUUCAGUGGGCCAAACUCUGAGCUUUUCAAAGGACUCUUACAGGCAUGUAAAAAACAGGCCCCCAAGAGUGAUAUAGUUGCUGGUUCCACUGUUGAUCGAGCUGUCAACUCCACAUUUGCUGCUUUGGUGUAUCUCUCUUCCGAUUUGUUUGGGAAACUGCAAAGAUAUGUCACCAGCGGAGGCAAAGCUCUUUUGAGUGAUGAAUUUGCACAAGUGUAUUCCCUGGCUGAUGGGAUCAGAAUAUGGAUGCUAGAAAUGAAGCAGAAGUUCCUCGUGGACCAGGGGAGUGACCAGGAAGAGAAGCCAGCUGGGGAGGCGAGCGAGGUGAACCCAGAAACUCUUGCACAACAGUGCAUCCAGAAGAGCCUUUUAUUGCUGAAUUUUCUACCUGCAAGGACCAAAGCAGAAAACCAUGACUCUGAUAGCGUGGAGGACUUUGGACAGUGCCACAAAGACAAGCGCCAAAGGACGAGCUCUGUAAAUGAAGCGGAUUUUCAGGCUGCAGAUGCAGCACCUGCGUGCAGGGUGACUGAUUCUGCCUCCCCCGAGGGCAGCCGAGCUGUAGAUUUAAGAAAGCAAUCACUGGACUCACCGCAGGCAGAAAAGGCCUUGGCCUCCCCAAACAAACUUCUUGACAGCGGUGCCUCGGAGCAAGAAGAUGCCUUGUCCCCUCCCUCCACUCCCACACGCAAACCUCCAUUUAGCCGUGGAAGGCUACGGCUCCUCUCUUUCCGUUCAAUGGAAGAACCCAAAUCCGCACCCAGCAUCAAGGAGAAAUACCCUAUCCUGAAGCACGUCUUAGAUUUCAUUAAGGACCAGUCUCUUUGUCAUGAAAGUGUAUUGGAGGUUCUCGCUUUAAGAAAAGCUCAAGCCAAAAGUAUCUUGGAAGUCCUGAAGACAAUUCACCAGUGCCUAAAAUCUCUCAGCCAACCUCACUGUUUCCUCCCUCCCUGCAUCCUUUUUCUGUUGGAACUCCUGGCUUCCCAAAAAGACUUCACAAAUUACUUUGGACACCUGGAAGGUUGCGGUGCUGAGCUACAUCAAGAAAUACGGGAAUCUUACUACCAGCUGCUUUUCUUUUUGGUCAAUGCUGUAAAAGGAUUUAGCAACCUCAAUGACAAAUCGCUGCUCCCUGCCUUGUCCUGUGUGCAGGCAUCCCUCCUUCACCUCUUGGAUAUGGGUUGGGAGCCCCGCGACCUCUCCUUCUUUGUUGAAAUACAGCUUCCGCAGCUCCUCAUGACCAUGGCGCAGGAAAACAUAAGCACCCACGUCAGCGUCAUUUGUCAGUGGAACGAAGAAGAUGAAAUUGCAGACUACAGGCAGAACUCAGAGUGGAUGGAUGAGUGCCAAGAUGGAAUCUUUGAGGCCUGGUGUGACAAGAUAAGCCAAGCAGAUCCAGAGAAGCAGAGAAAGAUGCAUAUGUUCAUCGCCCGCUACUGUGAUCUGUUGCACGUUGACAUCUCCUGCGACGGGUGUGAUGAGAUCGCACCCUGGCACCGUUAUCGCUGCUUGCAGUGCAAUGAUAUGGAUUUUUGUAAGACAUGCUUCUUGGGUGGAGUGAAACCUGAAGGCCAUGAGGACAACCAUGAAAUGGUUAACAUGGAGUAUGCCUGCGAUCAUUGUCAAGGGAUCAUUGUGGGUCAGCGUAUGAAUUGUAACGUGUGUGAAGACUUUGACCUCUGCUUCGGGUGUUACUCUGCCAAGAAGUACUCCGAUAGCCACCUUCCCACCCACAGCAUCACGGCAUAUCCGAUGGUGACCAUUCGACUCAGCGAUGGGCACAGGCUCAUCCAGCCGUACCUCCACAACUACUCCUGGCUGCUGUUUGCUGCUUUGACUCUCUACAGUGCUGACUUGGCGAGCGGCGAGGAAGUGGAAGGCGAGGCACUUGACCACACGGUCGUCUCCCACGCCCGAGCCCUGCAGCAGGAGUGCAUUCGCCUUAUCGGAGAUUGCCUGAUAAAAGCCCAGCAUGGAAAAGGUAUGAAAGCUUUAGCUCUGCUCAACAUGUUCCCAGAGACUGAAUCUUUGUCCGAAAAUGUGACGCCAUCUACUGAUUAUUCUGCAGACAGUAACAUGCCCAGCCACACUAGCAAAGAAGGCAAGGAAAGCAGUAAGGCAGCACCAGCAGCUUUCAUCCAGUUCAAUGGGAAUGGAAAUGCUAACGAAAUUCAGGCCUCUGUAGAUACCAAACAAGAAGGAAAACCAAAAACGAAGACAGAGCCUUCCAAUGGCCUUCCACCAAAGAAAGAGGAGAGUUUACAUGAGGCACUUGCACUGAACCCAGACUUGACUGCAAAAGAGAGGGUAUCUCCAGAGCUACCGGAUGCUCAAGUUGCCAAAGUUCUGCCUCCGAAACCAGGGGAUGAAAAGGUGACACUGAGCCAAGAACAGGCCUUCGCUGAAUGUUCCCAGAAGAGGAUUCUUGGCUUGCUGGCAGCCAUGCUGCCUCCUUUGAAAUCAGGCUCAGCAGCAUCCCUCAUUAACCUGGAUCAGAUCCUCCCCCUCAUGUUUCAAGUUGUCAUCUCCAACGCUGGCCAUUUGAACGAAACCUACCACUUGACCUUGGGACUCCUGGGUCAGUUGAUUCGGAGGCUGACUCCUGCCGAAGUGGAUGCUGCCGUGACCAAGGUCCUCUCGGCUAAGCACAGCCUCGUCGCUGCCGGAGAUGGCUCCACGGUGCCAGAAGGCUGGAAGACGACCCAUCUCCUUUUCAGCCUGGGAGCCGUCUGCUUGGACAGCCGCGUAGGCCUUGACUGGGCAUGCACCAUGGCAGACAUCCUUCGAGCGUUGAAUUCCUCCGCCCAGUGGCAUGGGGUGAUUGCCGCUUUCACAGACCACUGCAUCAAACAGCUGCCCUUUCAGUUGAAACACACAAACAUCUUCACCUUAUUGGUGCUCGUUGGCUUUCCAGAGGUUCUGUGCAUGGGCACUCGUUCGGUGUACAUGGAUAAUGCAAACGAAGCCCACAAUGUGAUCAUUCUCAAGCACUUCACGGAGAAGAACAGGGCAGUGGUUGUGGAUGUCAAAACCCGGAAAAGGAAAUCAGUGAAAGACUACCAGCUGGUUCAGAAGUGUGUCCAAGAUGACAGCGAAUUGCAGAGCCAGCUGCGCCAAUACCUCCAGCAUUUUGUUUUCAUAACCAGCCACCUUCUCCAGACAAGUAUCGAUAGCAGCUUUGCCGAGGCAGUGGAAGCAUCCUGGGUCUUGUCUCUUGCUCUGAAGGGACUUUACAGAACGCUCAAGACACAUGCCUUUGAAGAAAUCUGCACUGCCUUCCUUCAGACGGGCUUACUUAAGCUGCUGGUGAAGAAGUGCAGCAAAGGGACAGGCUUCAGCAAGACGUGGCUUCUCCGAGACUUAGAGAUCUUAUCAGUCAUGCUUUACUCAUCCAAAAAGGAGAUAAGCUCCCUAGCUGAGCGAAAGGACUCAAGACUGGAGGAGAGGGAUGAGGAUCAAGCCAUGGAUCAGUCUGUCGUCAUUCCUGCCGAUGCAGACCAGAAUCGGCCUGACCCUCUAGAGGGCUUGGAUGAAGCCACCAAAAUCUGCUUCUUGAUGACACACGAUGCUCUCGAUGCGCCUCUGCAUAUCCUUCGGGCCAUGUACGAAUUGCAAAUGAAGAGAACAGAUUCUUUCUUCCUGGAGGUUCAGAAGAGAUUUGAUGGGGACGUGGUCACAACUGAUGAAAGGAUCCGAACCCUGGCUCAGAAAUGGCAACCCAGCAAGCAUUUGCGCUCAGAGGAACAAAGUUCCAAGGCAGUAGACACUGACAUGAUCAUCUUGCCUUGCCUGUCGAAGCCUGCCCCCAGUGAUAAAGCCACAGAAGAACUCAACCCCAUCACUCAGAAGCUCAUCACCAACACAGAAAGCGACCUCCAGCUCAGCUACGCCAAGCAACGCCGCACCAAAAGUUCCGUCUUGCUGCAGAAGGAGUUGGACUCCAAGAGCAAGAAAGCUGUGCGGGGUUAUCUCCACCGGGUCAAUGAGGCAACAGCUGUCCUCUAUGCCAGGCACGUCCUCGCCUUGCUGUUAGCCAAGUGGCCUGAUGACGUGGCCAUCAGCGAAGAAAUGCUGGAGCUCAGUGGCCCAGCUCAUAUGACUUACAUCCUGGACAUGCUGAUGCAGCUGGAGGAGAAACAGCUGUGGGAAAAGAUUCUCCUGAAAGUGCUGCGGGGCUGCGACAAAAGCAUGCUUGCAACUAUGGCACUCACAGCUUGUCAGUUUAUGGAGGAACCUGGAAUGGCUGUCCAAGUGCGCGAAUCCAAGCAUCCCUACAACAAUAAUACAAAUUUUGAGGACAAAGUUCACAUCCCUGGUGCUAUCUACCUCUCCAUCAAGUUUGAUCCCCAGUGUAACACCGAAGAAGGGUGCGAUGAACUGCUCAUAUCUAGCAGCAGCGACUUGCAGCAUGACCGACACAGCUUCAGCGGACCCCCACACAAGUGGACCGACUUCGAGCUCCCAGGAGAUACACUGUACUAUCGAUUUACAUCCGACAUGAGCAACACCGAAUGGGGUUACAAGUUUACAGUGACGGCCGGUCACCUAGGGAGGUUCCAGACAGGGUUUGAGAUCCUGAAACAGAUGCUGUCGGAGGAAAGAGUGGUCCCUCAUAUUCCGCUGGCCAAAGUUUGGGAGUGGCAGGUGGGCGUGGCCUGCCGACAAACAGGCCACCAGCGAUUGAAAGCCAUCCACUUGCUCCUGAAGACAGUGCAGUGCUGUAGCCAAAGGGAUUGUGACCUCACGUUACUGAAGCCACUGUGGCAGCUUUUCACCCGCAUGGAGAACAACCUGCGCGUCGACAUGACCAAGCCGGGAAUCCUCCUCCCACUUCACCGGGCACUGACCGAACUUUUCUUUGUUACUGAGAAUAGAGUCAGUGAACUUGGAUCUCUGCAGGAAUACUUGCUUGCCUUAAAUACGGAAGACCAUCUUCACCGCUGUACAGCACAGGCCCUGAAAAACAUUGCUGCUAUUAGCCUUGCCAUUAACUAUCCCAACAAAUUGACAAGUCUCUGGAAUGUUUAACGAGCGGCCUCGUGCCUUUGGGAUAGGAUAGUUUCUGUCCGUAGGAACCUUAGCGCGCAAGCACCUGAACUUGUUUCGGGCACGGGAGGACGGACGAGAGGGAGAGAGGGUCCUUCUGCUUCAGUGUACGUGCACAACGCAGCCACCCCCCCAGUGUAGAUUCCGUCAAAGCAGCAGUGCACUUCCGAGGACAUGGGGGCGCACUCUCUCCGGAGCAUCUCGUGUGUCACCUGCAGCUAUGUACGCACUUCUAUUGUAGCAUGUCUGUCGGAACAGUAUUUACUUCCUUUCAAUAUUUUCAAAGUAAACGGAGUGAGGUGGAGAGGUGGUAUAGCUUCUCCCUCCCCGAAGGAGAGGAACGCAGCUCCCCUUUCCGGUCGUCACCCCUCAGCCCUGUUGGAUUGUCUCCCGCCGGGGGGAAAACGACAGUUACCUGGAAGCGAGCCAGCCAGAGGCAUCGUCCUUAACCCGAGCAGGUUCUGUGCCACAGUACCUGCUUUGCUCAGAGCUCAAGGGGAGGGAGAGGGGCAGCAAGAGCAAAACCGGCUCCUGCUGCAGCAUGGCCAUUUUACUUCCCAUCCCUUGGGAAGAGGCGGCACCACCCCAGUCAACUUGCAGCAGCCAGCUCCAGUCCCUGUUAAACAAGCUAAACUUUUAAAAAAAUAGAUACGUGAGAGACUGUUGCUAGAGGAUAAGCUUGUGUAGAUUGCUCACGCCAGGGAAAAGGUCAAGGAUGCUUCUCUCCCAGGUUUCAUCAAGGGAAGAGACGCUAGUUGAGUCAGAGGUCCCAGCUCCAGAGCAGCCAGCGAUUCCCCUAACUUGCUUCAUAAAGCAAUAACUGUGUGUAGCUCCUGCUCGGGCAGGAGUUCUGUGCAAAGACCUCUUGAGUUGAAACGAAUUGGCAUCACUCUCUUGCUGGCGGCAGAGAGGGGCUGGCGUUCUGCUCCCUUUCCGGAGGCAAACAGCAAGAAGGGCCUGGUCUUUUAACACGCACGGAAAUAGAAAUGGACACCCACAUGCAGCCUCCAUCCCCAAGUUGCUGUUGCUGUCUUUCUCACAUCCCGGGUUUGCCAAACUUGGCGCGCUUUAACGCUUUCCAGAAUUUUAAUUCUGAGGAAAAGGCACGCACAAACCAACCAAGGCAGUAAGGAACUCCCAUCAAGUGCAGUCAGAUGGGGAUUGAUUUGCUCAGGAGGGGGAUUUUUCUUCAGGAGCGAUAGCCCCUUUAUAACAUCCAGAGCGUGCAGAAAAACCUGCUUUUGGGAACAGAGCUGGUCAAGGACGAGCGUUUUUGAAAAACAGCGGGAACAGGAGGUGCAGUCGGUCUGCUGCUGUAAAGCCCUUUAAUCUGCAACGUCUGCCCAACAGCAUCUCAUCUUCCAGAUUUUAAUCAGCGACCGGAAGAGGUGAGCAGGGCUGUAAUUAAAAAAAAAAAACAGAGGGGAUUUGGGGAAGGAGAACCGGUUGUGUGUUUAAGGCUGCUAAGGGCCUGGCUGCUGAAGCAUAUUUAUGAGAUGCUGAUUUGGUAACACAAAAUAUGACGGUUAGGAAGGAUUGGGCCUUCUAGUGGAGGAGGGAGAGGUGGACGGGAAGCUUGCUUUUGGGGUGUGUCUCAGGUGGCCGCCUUCCUAUCCCAUUGCCAAGUUUUCCUUCAAAGCAUGGGGUAACUGCGGGAGGUGUUCUCCUUUUAUGGGCAUAGCAAUCGUGUCUUCCUUAACGUAUCGGGGAGGAUGCAGGGAAGGACUGGAUACAGCAAAGCCAAGUGUUUGGGGUUGUUUUUUUUUUGAAGGCCCACCUUCACACAUGUUGCAUCCAGAGGGGGCUGAGGGAUUACUGUUGGAAUUGUGGAGGGCCCCCCUUUCAAGUUGACUUUGAGAGAAAAAAAUGGAGUUCCUCAAGUAAACAGUUUGCUGAAAUGUCACCAGGCUUCUCAAAGAGGCUGCUGCAAUCUCCAUUCAUUCCCUGUGACCCCCCCCCCUUUAAAAUCCUUCAGGGUCACUGCUUAUACAGAUGCCUCUAAUCCUAUCCCGCUCCCCACUUCCUGUUUGGCUUACAUGUUUCUUUCUCUAGGAAAUCAUAUGCAUAGUAAUCUCUCUCAGAAUAAUCGCACAGGAUAGCCCCUAGUGCAGACUGCUUGUCCUGAACUCAGCAGGUCUGUCAUUGUGAAGCCAGUAAACAGUCACCCUCCCCCUUCUAUCUCAGCCCUGUGCCUCCCCCCCAAUGUGGAACUCGGUGGUCCAAAGCAGACAGUGAUGUCUCUUAUCACCUUUGUCCAUAUGGGGCAGCUAACUUCUAAGAAGGUUUUCCAUUUAGUUAGAAAGGGACAUGAGAAAGGACAGGGUACACACUGAAUUGGUUGUUUCUUCUGAAUUACUUCACAGAUUUAUUUCAAUGCAAAAAAAAAAAUGAGAUUUGAACUUUAUACACAUUUGGGGAUGGGGGAGAUAUGUGCCUAUAAUAAUGACUGUGUGUGUUGAAAUCUUGUAUGAUAUAUUAAGAAACCACCAUCAAUCACCCUGAUAACAACUUUUGCUUUCAAUAUAAACACUUUUUAAAAAAAAACACGGUGGUUUUUAAUUUUCUUACGGGUUGUUUUUUUUUUUUGGACUUCACAAUUUUUUGUUGUUGUGUAUGUGUUUAACAUAAUUAAAACCAAUCCCUUACAUUGAUUUCUGUUUGGUUUAACGUGUAUAAAAAAAACAACAGCAUAGGCUAUAGAUGCGGUGGAUAUAUGCAGAUGAAGAGAUAUAUUGUCAAACUCUAUUAAAAACGGAAAGUACACAAA
Molecule: messenger RNA, 11836 nt
Organism: Heteronotia binoei (common prickly gecko)
Lineage: Eukaryota; Metazoa; Chordata; Lepidosauria; Squamata; Gekkonidae
Gene: ZZEF1
Product: zinc finger ZZ-type and EF-hand domain containing 1
Exons: 55
Coding region: 1-9051 (3016 amino acids)
Biological process (GO): protein ubiquitination; regulation of synaptic plasticity
Cellular component (GO): postsynapse
Molecular function (GO): calcium ion binding; ubiquitin-like protein ligase activity; zinc ion binding
Source: RefSeq, a predicted model, not a curated record